Molecule: messenger RNA, 807 nt
Organism: Trypanosoma brucei brucei TREU927
Lineage: Eukaryota; Euglenozoa; Kinetoplastea; Trypanosomatida; Trypanosomatidae
Product: dual specificity protein phosphatase, putative
Exons: 1
Coding region: 1-807 (268 amino acids)
Biological process (GO): negative regulation of MAPK cascade; protein dephosphorylation
Cellular component (GO): cytoplasm
Molecular function (GO): MAP kinase tyrosine/serine/threonine phosphatase activity; protein tyrosine/threonine phosphatase activity
Source: RefSeq, a predicted model, not a curated record
AUGGCCACUCCCUCCGCCUCGCCUUCACGCGACAGCACCUCCCCCGGUGGCACGCCAUUUAUUUGUUACCACAGGCUGUUUGACUACCCAACGGAGGUGAGCUGCUCACCUCCAACGCCUCGACCAUCAUGUCAUGGCCACACGCCUCUGGAUUGUUGGGUGCAGCCAGAGUGGAAUGCAAUGGCGGCGGAGGCCCGUCCAACUCAGCUUUUGACCCCUAAAGCGUCACGAGUGGGUUCGACUCAGUUGCAGGCUGCACUCAGCACUCCACAAGUUAUGAAGGAGGAAUUGCAGCUCCGCGCCGCCCUUGACACCGAGCUCUCAAUAAUGAAAAUGGACCCUUUCAGGCACAUAACGCCUGAUGUGACGCCCCUUAUGGAUGGUCUUUAUGUUGGUGGCUUCCCAGAUGAGGAAAUAUUAGAGAUCUUGAAACGGGAGGGCAUUGAUGUCAUCAUCAACUGCUGUGCGAGAGAACUUGACACGCGUGUCGUUUUACCCACGGGAUUUGUAGUACAUGAUUUCUACGCAGAGGACUGUAGCGAUUAUUUGAUUAUUUUUCAUUGUUAUGAUCGAUUUGCAGAGAUUGUUACCGACGCGCUGCGAAACGGUCACCGAGUAUACGUUCAUUGUGUCGCAGGCGUCAACCGCAGCGUCACACUUUGCAUUGCCUAUUUAAUGCAGUAUUAUCACAUGGGACCAAUCAGCUGUGUGCAGUUGUUUCGGUCGAGGGGGAGAGUAAACAUCCUCAAAAAUGUGUCUUUUCGGCAUCAGCUCGUAGACUUUUAUCUUAACAAUUUACACGCUUGA